AUGAAGAACCAGAACAAGGAAGAGAAGGACGAAAAAGACUUGGAGGAGAAGAAGUUGAAGCUAUGCACAAGGAAUCACGACUAUCAUUGCGAUAUCUGCCUUGGAUGGGAGGGAACGCUGGUCUGCUGCGAUGGUAGCUGCAGACGCAGCUUUCACCUGGCAUGCCUUGGGAUGGACGAGGAGGAGAAUGACGAAGAGGAGGAAUGGCUGUGCAAUCUCUGCAAAGUGGGCGCAAAGAGGUGUAUGAUCUGCAGCGACUCUCAGGACAGUGAGAACAUGAUUCACUGCAAAGUCGAGUCUUGCAAGAAGUACUUCCACAGGGACUGUCUGAAGACGUGGAACUGUGAAGUUGACGCAGCAGGGAGGUUCACGUGCCCCCGCCACACCUGCAAAGCUUGCAACCAGCACAGCUACACGGGCAAGCAAGGAGUUAUGUUCAAGUGCAUAGACUGCCCGGCAGCGUUUCAUUUCAAGUGCCUGCCUUCACAGGUGAACAUGUCAAGGUGUGAUCUGUAG
Guillardia theta CCMP2712 is the source of this 516-nucleotide messenger RNA. RefSeq lists its product as hypothetical. The transcript has 2 exons. Lineage: Eukaryota; Cryptophyceae; Pyrenomonadales; Geminigeraceae. The record is from RefSeq and is a predicted model, not a curated record. Bases 1 to 516 code for a protein of 171 amino acids.